This is a messenger RNA of Nannizzia gypsea CBS 118893, 1308 nucleotides long. RefSeq lists its product as hypothetical. Gene Ontology annotation, cellular component: SWI/SNF complex; nucleus. Bases 1 to 1308 code for a protein of 435 amino acids. Gene Ontology annotation, biological process: regulation of transcription by RNA polymerase II. The record is from RefSeq and is a predicted model, not a curated record. The transcript has 4 exons. Lineage: Eukaryota; Fungi; Ascomycota; Eurotiomycetes; Onygenales; Arthrodermataceae.
AUGAAUGCUCCCAUGCAACAGCCCAAUUAUCGUGGCUAUCCACAACAGGCCGCUUACCGAUCUCCAGCCACGCCACGCAGACACGGUCCUGUCCCUGGUAUGCCAAUGCCGCAACACGCACCGCAAGCCAUGCCAAACCAGCAGAUUCUUAGCCAGCGCCAUGCGUCGAACCCAGUUGAAGCCGCUGUAAGGCGAAGUCGAAAGCCGACGGAUAAAAACCUACCAGACAAUGUGGAAGAUAUCGUGAUUGGGGACGUGGCGCAACAUUAUAAGCGACUCCGAGAGGUCGAGAAACGACUGGACGCGUCUAUGAUCCGGAAGAGACUUGAUAUUUACGAUUCUGUUAAUAAAAAUACGAAAAGGUACCGGACAAUGAGAAUAUGGAUAUCCAACACAGUCGAGAGUCAGCCAUGGCAACAACAACAACAACAACAGGAUUCCUCCAAUUCAGACGGAGCGAUGGGAACGAAAUUGGGCGCAGGACGAUACAGGGUGAAAAUUGAAGGGCGAUUGCUUGAUGAUGAGGCCGACCCAACUGUAUCAGACGAGAGUGACGAGGAAGGGGAAACCGAAAACCGGGGAGAAGUCAACCUGAACGUGACCAUUAAUCUCAUUCGAGAUGAGACGCCCGAGCGGUUUCAGUUGAGUAGAGAGCUUGCUGCCAUUCUUGACGUGGAUAAAGACACACGUGCUGGCAUCGUGGCUGGAAUAUGGGAAUACGUCAAAGCGAUGGGUCUGCAAGAAAAUGAGGAAAAGCGCACGAUUCAAUGCGAUGACCGUUUGAGAGCCAUAUUUGGCUGUGAGAAGAUGUAUUUCCCUGCCAUCCCGGAAAGCACUGCAACACACACCGCCACACUUGAGCCUAUUAGGCUACCAUACACCAUCCGUGUCGACCCAGAGUUCCAGAAGGACCCAAAGCCCACAGUCUACGAUAUCCGCGUCGCAAUUGAUGAUCCGCUACGCGCCAAACUUAUCUCUCUUACCAACUCCCCUGAUUUUCCCGCUAUGCUCCGCCAUGUAUCCAGCCUUGACGACCAGGUAGCUCUCGCGGUCCAGGCCUUACACCACUCAAAAGCAAAACACUCCUUUUAUACCGCAAUGAGCAAAGACCCAGCAAACUUCAUGAAACGGUGGAUAAACAGCCAGAAACGAGAUUUGGAGACUGUCCUUGGGGAAACACCUCGGCCUGGACAAGGUGAGAGGGGUAUGGAGUUCAGACGCGGUGGUGAAGGCAGUGCAUGGGAUACACCCGUUGCAAGAGAAUCUGUCAGGUAUAUGCUCGCAAAGCCGCCCCGUGCGGCAAGAUGA